UUUGGUAGAUAUCUCCGUCACACAUACACACACACACCUUUCAUCUCCAUCACACACGCCACAAUCAUCCCCAAAGCAAAUCAAAACCCUCAUCAACACCACCACAUGGCCAGCCUUUGGAGAGCCGUGAUGGGCGAAUCACCCCCAAAUCCCGACGAAUACGAUGGCGUGGAGUACUGGUCAAACCCGGAACGCACGGGGUGGCUCACAAAGCAAGGCGAGUACAUCAAGACCUGGCGUCGCCGUUGGUUCGUUUUGAAACAAGGAAAGCUUUUCUGGUUCAAGGAAUCAAUUGUCAGCCGUGGAUCUCGUCCACGUGGCGUGAUCCCAGUGGCUGCUUGUCUUACUGUCAAAGGAGCUGAAGAUGUCCUCAACAAGCCCUUUGCUUUCGAACUAUCCACCCGAUCUGAUACCAUGUAUUUUAUAGCUGAUUCUGAUAAGGAGAAAGAAGACUGGAUUAAUUCGAUCGGACGGUCCAUUGUUCAGCUUUCGAGAUCUGUUACUGAUAAGGAGAUUGUUGAUUAUGAUAGUAAUAGAUGAUCAUCAUCAUCUGUGUAACUAUUUUCGAUGUAUCCCUUAAAUAAUUCAAUAUGGCCUACUGAAUCUGCAUCGAAAUUGCACUUUUAUUGAUUGUUUCUUUUAUAUAUUGUGACUAGUUUGUAGUUGUGUGGUAGCUUUUAAACAUGUUUUGUUCAUUACUUUCGGUAUAAGACUACAAGUAAUGGAAGUUGCUUCAUUUUCUCA
Erigeron canadensis is the source of this 744-nucleotide messenger RNA. Its product is annotated as pleckstrin homology domain-containing protein 1. The record is from RefSeq and is a predicted model, not a curated record. NCBI's taxonomy places the organism in Eukaryota, Viridiplantae, Streptophyta, Magnoliopsida, Asterales, Asteraceae. The transcript has a single exon. The coding region runs from base 106 to 540 and encodes 144 amino acids.